UUUUUUUGGUGUAUAUAUACAUAUGAAUCUCUCGAUACACACACAUAUAUACAUAUAGGUCGAAAGGAAGCGGGAGAGAAAGAGAAAUCUCAAAGCCUUGUUCUGUGUUUUGUAGAGAGAGAAGAAGCUGAUACAGAGGCAGAAAUGGCGCAAGACGAUGCACCUUCGAUGAGAACGACGGCGCUGGUGGCGCCGACGAGGCCGACGAUCACCAUCCCGAACAGACCACCGGCAACGGACGCGCCGCCUAUCUUCGGCGGCGGUGGAGAUGGGCUUAGCCUGAGCCCGGGCCCACUUAGCUUUGUCUCGUCGCUGUUCACCGACAACUACCAAGAACUCACGCCGACGUCCGAGAACCAAAGAGGGUUUUUUUCCCAACUUCUCUCCGGAUGCACGGCGUCUCCAUCGGCGGCGGCGGGGUUUUCCGGCGAUGCGAGAAGUUCGGGUUUUGGGUUGUCGACGUUGUUCACGAUCCCUUCUGGGUUUAGCCCAUCUGGUCUGCUCAACUCCCCCGACUUCUUUCCUUCUCCGCGCCAAAGUUCUUAUGGUAUGCCAGCUAACCAGCAACAACCCGUUCAGGCCUUCUUCCCACAGCCACAACCGCUACCGCAAUCGCAAUCGCAACCGCAACCACAAACAUUUGCGUUGCAAAGGCAACCGCCCUCCACCGCAUACAGCCGUUCCUACAACGUUGUGAGCGUGGACAAACCCGCAGACGAUGGCUACAACUGGAGGAAGUACGGACAGAAACCGAUCAAAGGGUGCGAAUUCCCGAGGAGUUAUUACAAGUGCACGCACGCGAGUUGUCCGGUGAAGAAGAAGGUGGAACGGUCGUCGGACGGACAGAUCACUCAGAUAAUCUACAAAGGUCAACACAACCACGAGAGGCCACUGAACCGCCGCGGCGGCGGAGGCGGUAGAGAUUCCGGCGACUUCCGUGUGUUUGGAAACGGUUCGGUUCAGAUGAUGGAAUCUAGUGAUGAUAGUGGUUAUGGACGGAGUAAAGACCAUGAUGAUGAUGAUGAUGAUGAUGAGGAGGAGGAGGAAAAUGAUGACGAUGGGGAAGAUAUUCACGCUUCAAAAAUAAGAAAAAUCGGCGGAAACUCCGGCGUGUCGAUGUCUCACCGGACGGUGACGGAACCGAAGAUCAUCGUUCAGACAAGAAGCGAAGUGGAUCUUCUCGACGAUGGUUACAGGUGGCGCAAGUAUGGUCAGAAAGUUGUCAAGGGCAAUCCUCAUCCAAGGAGCUACUACAAGUGCACAACCGCAGGGUGUACGGUACGCAAACACGUAGAGAGGGCUUCAACGGAUCCAAAGGCCGUCAUUACAACGUACGAGGGAAAACAUAACCACGACGUCCCGACCGCUCGUAACGCGGCCACGGGAACAGACCACCGCCGGAUUGCUCUCCCCGCGUUGGACCCGUUUAUCCGACCCGGGCCAAGACCCGCUCCGACGCCCGGCGACUCUCCUCUUCUGACAUCACGUCUCAUCCUAAUGGGUUGCUUAAACUCCAAGUUAUCCUCUCCCGGUCCCCGCCAUCUCCGCCGCAAAAGCUCCACCUCCGCCGCCCCAGCCAUUGCCCCUCCGCCGCCCCACCGUCAAAUCGCCGGCGGCUCCAACCAGGAGUUCUCCAGACCACCGGUGGGGACGAGCGGUCUUAGCCUAAGGUCGGGGCUUUCUCGAGCCAACGUAGAGGUGGAUCCGGCGGCGGGUUGGCCCACAUGGCUCACCUCCGCGGCACCAGAGGCCGUCCACGGUUGGUUCCCUCUCUGCGCCGAGGGUUUCGAGAAACUAGAGAAGAUAGGGCAAGGGACGUAUAGUAGCGUGUUCAGGGCACGAGAGGUAGGGACAGGACGAACGGUGGCUCUGAAGAAGAUACGAGUCCACAACUUCGAGACCGAAAACAUCCGAUUCAUAGCGAGAGAGAUCUCUAUUCUAAGAAGAUUGGAUCAUCCCAACAUCAUGAAACUGGAAGGAAUCAUUGCCUCUCGAAACUCGAACAGCAUGUACUUCGUGUUCGAGUACAUGGAACACGAUCUCGAAGGCUUAUGUUCAUCCCCCGACAUUAAAUUCACAGAGGCACAGAUCAAAUGCUACAUGAAACAACUUCUAUGGGGAGUAGAACACUGCCAUUUACGGGGGAUCAUGCACAGAGAUAUCAAGGCCUCGAACAUUCUGGUGAAUAACAAAGGGAUUCUUAAGCUAGCUGAUUUUGGAUUAGCCAACAUCGUCACUUCGAGAAACAAGAACCACUUGACCAGUCGGGUCGUGACAUUAUGGUACCGUGCACCUGAGCUGCUGAUGGGUUCGACGAGUUACGGGGUUUCGGUCGAUUUGUGGAGCGUCGGAUGCGUGUUCGCCGAAAUCCUCACCGGAGGACCAGUCCUCAAAGGAAGAACCGAGAUAGAACAACUGCACAAGAUUUACAAGCUAUGUGGAUCGCCUCCUGAAGAUUUCUGGGAGAAGACUAGACUUCAUCCUCAAACCAAGAUGUUCAAACCCCAACACUCGUACGGAGGUUGUCUGAGAGAAAGGUUCGAGGAAUUCCCGACAACGGCCGUGAAUCUUCUCGAGACUCUCUUGUCCAUCGAUCCCGAGAAGCGACGUACAUCCUCCUCUGCUCUUAUGUCAGAGUACUUCACCACGAAGCCUUACCCAUGUGACCCCUCGACGUUGCCCAAGUAUCCUCCUAAUAAAGAAAUGGACGCUAAGCACCGUGAAGAACUACAACGAAGGAGAAGGGUUAGCAUUAAGAAGAGGGAUAACUUGUCAUCCAAGAAACCAAGGAACCCACACAAACCUCUCAGAUACCCGCCAAACUUCAGCAAAAUGCCAACCCAACAGGAAAACGCCGAAAGAGAGAAGCAAUUAUUUAUCCAGACACCAUCGGAGAUAUCUCAGGCAACAGCUACGAUGGAUAGGACCGAUCUCCGGCACACCGGUUUGUCACAUACGACAGCGCCGCCGGCGAGCGGUUCUGCGUGGACGAAGAACAGGAAAGAAAACGACGGCGUUUCGACGCUGACGUACAACCAGCCGAGCUCGGAUAGCCACGUCAGCGGCACGAGCAUGGUAUUUGCCAAGAACACUUUCGGAUUGUCCGUACUAAACCAAGAUAAAAAGAGCUUCCCUAGGCCGCACGUUUCCUCAGAUGUUUGGUUCUCUGGCGUGCUCCACAAGAAAGCUCAAGAGGGACUCGGACAAGAGGAAUGGUAGUUUACACAUUGCAGUUUUGGUUUUAUCUUUUUUUUUUUUUGGGGGGGGGGGGGAAUUUGCAAAUUUGUAAACUUGGGUGGGAAAAAUAGAAAUUGUAAAAAGGUGUAUUGGGUAAUUCUCCCAACAAAUUCUAGUGAUUGAAGAUUUUUUUUUUUUAAAUAACAUCCUGUUCUCAUAGGCCAAAUACCAUUAUAUAUACAAGUCUACAAUGAAAAAUGCAUUAGAGGAGGCACAUACAUAUUGCACGUAAAACUCUAAUUGCACUACAGAAUUCGUUAAAAUGCUUAACCCUUUACUACUCCAAAUGCUGACUGACUGCUGCUGCUUUGGAAUAUUUUUACAUUACAUUGGAACAGUAAAUUUAAAUUCCAAAUAAAACCAAACUGUAUGUUCUGUUCUUGAGGAUCUUUUUAACAGAAAUAUGCCCAGCGACUUUCAAAAGUUAUGUACAUCACUGGCUGUCUUCUUCUUGCAUCAAGCUAGGAUUUUCCCUCCCCCCAAAAAAAAAGUACAAAGAAAC
Messenger RNA from Tarenaya hassleriana, 3739 nucleotides. Its product is annotated as cyclin-dependent kinase 12. Gene Ontology annotation, molecular function: DNA-binding transcription factor activity; ATP binding; sequence-specific DNA binding. The record is from RefSeq and is a predicted model, not a curated record. Gene Ontology annotation, biological process: regulation of DNA-templated transcription; protein phosphorylation. NCBI's taxonomy places the organism in Eukaryota, Viridiplantae, Streptophyta, Magnoliopsida, Brassicales, Cleomaceae.